Ziziphus jujuba (common jujube) is the source of this 1422-nucleotide messenger RNA. Its product is annotated as 1-aminocyclopropane-1-carboxylate oxidase homolog 1-like. Lineage: Eukaryota; Viridiplantae; Streptophyta; Magnoliopsida; Rosales; Rhamnaceae. The transcript is spliced from 3 exons. The coding region runs from base 80 to 1198 and encodes 372 amino acids. The record is from RefSeq and is a predicted model, not a curated record.
UUUAAUGCUAUACCUUUUUUGGUCCGAAAGCUAGCUAUAGCGGAUAGAGAGGUGGGUAAAAUUUGCUGAAAAUUGAGAGAUGAAGAUGGAAGACAAUGAGACGAGCGAGCGCGAGAAGGAAGUGAAGGAGUUCCUCCAGAGCAAAGCCGAUGUGAAAGGACUUGUAGACUCUGGAAUUACCAAGCUUCCCAGAAUCUUCAUCCAUUCACUGCCCCAAAAAUAUUGCACUGCUACUGCCAAAAUCAAUCAUGAUGAUGAUCAUAAUGAUAUUCUCCAAGUCCCGGUCAUCGAUCUGGAAGGCUUAGCUGAUGUUGAUGAUCAAAGUAGAAGAAAGGAGAUUGUAGAAGACAUUGAAAACGCAGCGGGGAAAUGGGGUUUCUUUCAGAUUAUCAACCAUGGAAUCCCACUAUCUGUUAUGGAAGAUAUGCUUGAAGCUACUCGUCGUUUUCACGAACUGCCCAAGGAAGUGAAGAAUGAAUGGUACUCUAUUGAUUUUGCACACAAUAAUGUCAGCUUUUUCAGCAACCCUCGAUUCAGACCAGAGAGACCUGGAGAUUGGAGAGAUACAUUACGCUGUUCUGCCGUUGAAAAUGAACGCAACAUGGAAGCAGUACCCCAAGCAUGCAGAGAAGAAUUGAAAGAGUAUUACAAGGCCUUAGUGGGGAUCCGAAAGAUAUUAGGUGAAUUACUAUCAGAAGCACUGGGACUUAGCAGUGAUUACAUAACAAACGCGGGUUGCUUGAACUCCAUGUCACUCUUCUGUCAAUAUUACCCAGUUUGCCCGGAGCCCCAUUUGACUUUGGGCUCUACCAAGCACGCAGAUAGCUCCUUUUUCACCAUUGUGCUUCAAGACACAACUGGUGGUCUCCAAGUUCUUCAUCAAAAUCAUUGGAUUGAUGUGAAACCCGUCAGAGGAGCUUUUCUUGUCAAUAUUGGUGACUUAAUGCAGCUACUUAGUAAUGACAAGAUGAAGAGUGUAGAGCAUAGAGUUUUGGCUACACAAGGAGUGAAGGCUCGAGUAUCAGUUGCAUGUUUCUUCAAUUCUGAUGACAAGCUCAAACCAUAUGGACCCAUAAAGGAGCUCCUAUCCGAGAACAAUCCACCUCUUUAUAAGGAUACCAAUUAUAUAGAAUUUGCAACUCAUUACCAGGGUGAUGGAUUUUAUACUACGUCCCUUCCUCAUUUUAGGCUAGCCUAGUCAUACAUAUAUAUAUAUAUAUAUAAUAAAUUGGGGAGAGAGAUUUUAGCAGUGGUAGUCAUUGACAAUUACGCUGCGCUAAAAGGAUGUUGAAGUACUUGUUGAGUUGUUUAAGUCAAGUUUAUAUGUAGUGUGCAAUGGUAUUGUUAAAGCCUGUCUAUAUUAAUGAUAGGUUGGGUUGUAUUUUAUAUAUAUAUAUAUAUAUAUAUAUAUUUUUUGGUAAG